CACACAUUAACUUGUUAAUAUCUGACAAUCCAUCCGCUCGCAAUGGCAGGCUUCAAUCCUUUCGAACAGAACAUCACCUUCAUCACCAGCGACGGCACUCCGUUUAACAUCACCAUGGUUGACUUGGACGGCUAUAUCCAGUUCGGAAUCACCUCAUGCAUCGACUAUGGCUCCGAGCUUGGCGCCACGGUUGUCAUUUUUGUCCUGAUGCUCCUAUUGACCAAAUCCAAGAAGCGUCGCUCUGCUGUCUUCGGCCUGAACAUGGCUGCUUUAUUCCUGAAUACCGCUCGGCUUAUCUGCGAGAUUCUAUAUUUCACUGGGGCUUUCUUCGAAACUUAUGCUUAUUUCUCCGGAGAUUUCAGCCGCGUAAAACCUAGCAAUUACGCAAACACCGUGCUGGGAACAGUGUUGCUCGCACUGUUACAGGUCUGCACUGAGUGCUCUCUUGUGCUACAAGCAAUGGUGGUCUGCGUAAACCUUCCGAAACUGUCUAAAAUUCUCUUGCAAAGUAUUCUAAACGCGAAAUACACGCUCGAACAGAGAGAUUUCAGCGACUAUGUCUGGCUUGAAAAAGCAAACACUAUCCUUUUGACAAUUAGUAUCUGCUUCUUCAGUGCCGUUUUCAUGUGCAAGCUUGCCUAUUCGAUUUGGCGACGUCGGCAGCUAGGAAUUCGCCAAUUCGGGCCCAUGCAGGUGCUGUUUAUCAUGAGUUGUCAGACCAUGCUCGUACCAGCAAUAUUCGCAAUCCUUCAGUUCACUACAGAUAUUCCUGGGAUCAAUUCUAAUGUCAGCACCUUCGUUGUCAUCUCACUACCAGUGACAUCCCUCUGGGCUGGCUCGGCACUGCCAGGACAACCCAAAUCUCGUGCUAACAGCGAAUCCGGCCGACCUCUGUGGAACGUGAUCUCAUCAUCGACACCAGCACGCUCUGGCGAGAACAGUUUCGGGUCCUCGCGCGGCUUCACAUUACCUCUGACCACUGGAGCGAGGGCUGAUGUUGACCUUAUUUAUCGGGAUUUGGAGGAUGGGAAAACCACGUUUGGUCCUCCUCGUGAUUCUGGGAUUCACUGAUGGCUCCUUCGCUGUUGAUGGCUGGAGCCCUUCGAAAUCAACGAUUGAACAAUUCAAUUCGAUUUGAUUUUCUAGGAAUCCUCAUAGUUUUAAUUUGACACAAGUGUACACACCUACAUAUGUAGAUGACUGGAACUUGCAGCAUUUAGAACACUGUAGCUGCACUUCACAAGCUAGGGUUUAGGGUUAUUUACUGCUGGAAGGACAUGGACUGUGCAAAGUACGUCACCCAUGGUGGGAAAUAUAUAGAAACAUAUCACAG
Talaromyces proteolyticus is the source of this 1333-nucleotide messenger RNA. Its product is annotated as mating-type alpha-pheromone receptor PreB. Gene Ontology annotation, cellular component: membrane; G protein-coupled receptor homodimeric complex. The record is from RefSeq and is a predicted model, not a curated record. The transcript is spliced from 5 exons. NCBI's taxonomy places the organism in Eukaryota, Fungi, Ascomycota, Eurotiomycetes, Eurotiales, Trichocomaceae. Gene Ontology annotation, biological process: G protein-coupled receptor signaling pathway. Gene Ontology annotation, molecular function: pheromone binding; mating-type factor pheromone receptor activity. The coding region runs from base 43 to 1071 and encodes 342 amino acids.